UCAUGGUAUGAGAGUAAAUGAGGCAAAAACAGAAUUCUUGGUGAUGGGCACGAAACAAAUGCUUAAGAAUGUUGGCAAUACGCUCCAGUCGCUCACAACCAGCUCCGCCAUGAAGACAUUCAUUGUAGCAGCCCUGGUGGCCACCGCCGCCGCCAGCGGUAUCAGCCCCAUCCUGUCCGGCACCGGCGCCCUGGCCGUGCCCGCGCUGGCUGGCCGUGGCCUUGGCUACGGCAAGGCCGUCGGCUACGGCAAGGCCGUCGCCGUCGACUACGCCGAGCCGCGGCCGUACCAGUACCAGUACGCCAUCGAUGACCCCAACUACGGACCGAUGGCCGCCAAACAGGAGGUGUCGGACGGUGCCGGUAACGUGCAGGGCUCGUACUCCGUCAACCUGCCCGACGGCCGCACCCAGAUCGUCAAGUACGUCGCCGACGGAUACAGCGGCUUCAACGCCGAGGUCAGCUACGAGGGCUACGCCCAGCACCCGCAGGUGGCUCGCGGCUACGGCAUUGGAGGCAUCGGUGUGGGCGCCGUGAAGAAGGUCGCCGCUGUGCGUCCUCUGAUCGCCACAAAGCGCGUGAGCCUGCUGGGAGGCGGCAUCAGCACCGGAGCCGGCCUGGGCCUGCUCGGCGGAAAGAGGAUCGGCGCCAUUGGUGCCGGAGCCGGCCUGGGCCUGGUGGGCAGGCCCAUCGGCGUGGCCAAGACCGGGCUGGGUCUUGUGGGCCGUCCCAUAGGACUCAACACACUGGCGUACGGCCACUAA
Amphibalanus amphitrite is the source of this 763-nucleotide messenger RNA. Its product is annotated as cuticle protein 19-like. The record is from RefSeq and is a predicted model, not a curated record. Lineage: Eukaryota; Metazoa; Arthropoda; Thecostraca; Balanomorpha; Balanidae. The coding region runs from base 8 to 763 and encodes 251 amino acids. The transcript is spliced from 2 exons. Gene Ontology annotation, cellular component: extracellular matrix.